CGCAAAACCAAAGUUUCACAAUGCCUGGGAGAACACGGCCGAUCGAAAAGUUCGCAGAGGCUGCGGCCAAAUGCUCACCAGAAGGAGCAGUAUACGGCAAAUGCGUGGCGGCCAAUUACCAGAACGUCAAAAAAGAUAUGUGCGCGAAGGAGUUUCUGGCACUGAAGGAUUGCUAUAUUAAAGCCGCCGGUAGAAAGUCGUAAUGAUCAUCCAAUGAUACCCAAACGAUAGAGCAAAGAUUAUUUUGAACUCACUUGAGAGGCAUAUUGCACUCCCUGAGGCCGAGAAGACUUUUACUAUAAAUUUUACCACUACGACCAAUCUCACUCCGGCACAGAUCAUAGGCCCGCGGCAAUUGGGCUGCAUCGUGCCCGACUGUGCUUUCAGAAUCUCGACAGAAUCAGGUCGUAUCGCUAUCACGGACCGAGUUGGCCUUGCUCGCGUAAGCGCCCGAGUCGAAAUUGCCACUCGUGUCAAGGCUACGAGCAGACUACAAAACGGAGUUGCUGCCACAUGCUACUGCCAGACUGCCACAGUACUUCCAGAGUGGGCCUCCGCUGUCCAGCCAUCGCAGAUGAAGACCAUCGAGGAGGUCAGCGAUAGCAGCAUUCGGAAAUGGAGA
Molecule: messenger RNA, 622 nt
Organism: Cercospora beticola
Lineage: Eukaryota; Fungi; Ascomycota; Dothideomycetes; Mycosphaerellales; Mycosphaerellaceae
Biological process (GO): mitochondrial respiratory chain complex I assembly
Cellular component (GO): mitochondrion
Source: RefSeq, a predicted model, not a curated record